Candida dubliniensis CD36 is the source of this 1035-nucleotide messenger RNA. RefSeq lists its product as uncharacterized. Gene Ontology annotation, cellular component: endoplasmic reticulum membrane; Hrd1p ubiquitin ligase ERAD-L complex. The coding region runs from base 1 to 1035 and encodes 344 amino acids. The transcript has a single exon. NCBI's taxonomy places the organism in Eukaryota, Fungi, Ascomycota, Pichiomycetes, Serinales, Debaryomycetaceae. Gene Ontology annotation, biological process: endoplasmic reticulum unfolded protein response. The record is from RefSeq and is a predicted model, not a curated record. Gene Ontology annotation, molecular function: misfolded protein binding; ubiquitin-specific protease binding.
AUGCCCAACACGAUAGUUGAAAGCAUUCAAAGAAUACCUCCUGUGACUCGGUUUUUCACGUUGGCAUCAGUUAUGGCGUGCUUGGGUGUCACCACGUUCGGUGCACUUCCACGACUCUUCUACUUCAACCAAGAUUUAUUUUAUGAUAUCGCUGUCCUCCAUCACAUUUACAAGACGGGAAAUUGGUUCGACACCGUCAGCGCUAUAGGUCUACAAGUACUCAACUCCUACAAGUUUAUAACAUCUAUCCUCGUCCCUAGGGGUGUCGUUACCCCCGUAAGAUGGAACGCCGUGAUGGAGAUUUACUUCUUCUACACCUUCUCCAACCAUUUAGAAGCAUUCGGCGGCAAAUUCAACGGCAACUUCGCUGACUACUUAUGGUACACCAUCACCUGCGGAACAAUGGUCACCAUAUUUGCCUUGUUUUGGAAUGCCUUUAUCUAUUCAACUAUGAUAUUCCCCCACUACUGUUUAUUGGCAUGUCUCACAUACACCUGGUCGAGAGCCAACAAAAACGCCAAAAUAAAUUUGAUGGGAAUCGUGCCCCUAAAGGCAUACUACUUGCCCUUGGGCAAUAUCUUGACCCUGUUAAUUCUUGUUGGUCCUUCCAGUCUUGUUGACAUCAUUAUCGGAAUUGUGUCGGGGUAUCUUUAUCUUUGUGUCCAGCUGAACACUUGGCCCAUAUAUAACUUACUACCAGGUGCCUAUGGCCACCACAAUACAAGAAACCACAAUGAUGACGCUCACAAAGUGGGAAUUCUGACCUAUGUCGAUACCCGUAAGGCGUCUGGCGGAAGUCAAUACGAGUACAUUAGCGACUCCAUCUACGAUAAAGGGUACUGGAAGGCCCCCAAGUUUUUCUACACCCUUUUGAGGUACCCAUAUAACAACUCAGUCAGAACUACCGCUAUUGAUACCGCGCCAAGACGACCACAGCUCCGCGACGAUUCAACUGCUACUUCCUCGGGGUAUUCAUGGUUUGGAAGCGGCUAUAAAACUGAAUUCAAAGGGAAAGGUCAUAGAUUAGGUAGUUAA